This is a messenger RNA of Hyposmocoma kahamanoa, 1261 nucleotides long. RefSeq names its product chitinase domain-containing protein 1. Gene Ontology annotation, cellular component: extracellular region. Lineage: Eukaryota; Metazoa; Arthropoda; Insecta; Lepidoptera; Cosmopterigidae. The record is from RefSeq and is a predicted model, not a curated record. The transcript is spliced from 6 exons. Gene Ontology annotation, molecular function: chitin binding; oligosaccharide binding. Gene Ontology annotation, biological process: carbohydrate metabolic process. The coding region runs from base 61 to 1245 and encodes 394 amino acids.
GGUGAAGUGAUACUGUUGGAAUUGUCUUACGAUAUUCGCAACAUUUAAUGAUAGUAGAAAAUGAGGUGUAUUAAAACACUACUUCAAGUUUUAUUUCUUCUUAAUGUUUGCUUGGCUACGCUAUCACCGCCCUCCGAUAAGAAGGGGCAAAAGGGAGUAAAACCGCAAGACGGGCCUAGAAAAAAUAAUGUUCUUGAUCGGAAAUUAGUCUCCGAGACACCGUACGUAAAGGAUAUUUUGAAAUACCAUGCUACGUAUCAUCAAGAUGUGUCGACGAGGAAUUUUAAGAAUCCAGUCUUAGGAUAUGUUACACCCUGGAACAGCAAAGGCUAUGAAGUUGCUAAGAUCUGGGGUCCAAAGUUUAAUUACAUCUCACCAGUAUGGCUACAAAUCAAACGCCAGUCGCCUAGUAUUUACAUUAUCUCAGGUCUACAUGAUGUUGACCACGCCUGGGUAAAAGCUGUUAAACAUAAGGGAGCAGAUAGUAAUUUGAAAGUCCUCCCAAGAAUGUUAUUUGACAACUGGCAGCCAACAGAUCUUAAAGCGUUCUUCACUGAACCAACAUCAAUUGUAGAGCAAAAAGCUCUCAUGUCUGAAGUGAAGAAAGUUUGCAAGCAGUGGAAAUUCGAUGGAGUUGUGUUAGAAAUGUUGUCCCAAGUCGGCAAGUAUGCAGAUCGGUCUGUCAAGUUUAUACAGGCAUUUGGUUUAGAAAUGAGUGAAGAUAAUCUUAGUUUAAUUCUAGUCUACCCACCAUUCCGAGGCUUUCCCACCGAUGAGUUCUUUAUCCAAGCAUUUAACGACAUUUACCCAUAUGUUGAAGCUGUAUCCGUCAUGACAUAUGACUUUUCUAGUCCUCAGAAACCGGGUCCAAACGCACCACUAUAUUGGAUGAGGCUUUGUGUAGAAAAACUAAUAGAUAAAGAUGAGAAUCCAUCCAAACGAGCUAAAAUUCUCCUCGGCUUGAAUUUCUAUGGCAAUUCUUAUACGGCCAAUGGCGGUGGUCCCAUAGUCGGUACGGAGUACAUUGAACUGCUGAAGAAUGCCAAGACAAAUCAAGUUUUGACCUAUAAUAAUAAUACCGCUGAGAAUUAUUUGGAAAUUAAAACUUCACAGGGCUCCAAAAAGAUAUUCUACCCAAGUCUCUAUUCCAUUCAGAAAAGACUUGAUCUCGCUCGUGAAUACGGAAUAGGUGUUGCCAUUUGGGAACUAGGGCAAGGUCUCGAUUAUUUCUAUGAUCUACUUUGAUUUGUGAUAUUAUUAU